AUGGCGUCCACUCAGCCGCUCGUCUUCCGGUGGGGCAUCAUUGCUACGGGUAGAAUCUCUGGAGAUUUUGUGAAGGACCUUCUUGUUGACCCGACAACUCGCGGGACGACCGAUGUCGUGCACAAAGUCGCCGCUGUUGGUUCGCGUAGCGUCGAGAGUGCCCAAAAGUUCAUCCAGGAGUUAAUCGCAGGAGACUCGACCGUGAAAGCGUAUGGGUCCUACGCUGAAGUAUACAACGAUCCGGACGUCGAUGCUAUCUACAUCGGCACGCCCCACACGAUGCAUUAUAUCAACGCCAAAGAUGCAAUCAUCGCGAAGAAACACGUCCUGUGCGAGAAGCCCGUAACAAGCAACGCGGCGGAGCUGAAGUCGCUUCUGGCCCUUGCCCAGGAACAUGGCGUAUUCUUCAUGGAGGCGAUGUGGACCCGUUUCCAGCCUCUCGUAAAGGAAGUCAAGAGAAUCAUGGACGAGGGCUCUUUGGGCCCUGUGAACAUCCUGCACGCUGACCUGUCUGGCGAUUUCGAUAUCGAAAAUAUUCCGAAGACUCAUCGAAUGUUAGACCCUAACCUGGGUGGCGGAGCAAUCUUAGAUCUCGGCCCAUAUCCCCUGGUUUGGGCUAUCCUUGCGCUCUUCGAGGAUACUAAGAACGAUCGAAGCGCGUUCCCUGGCGUAUCCGGGGCCAUGCUCAAGACUCCGCGCACUGGCGUCGAUGCUAGCACUGCAUUCACGCUGACCUUCCCCACAAUUUCUGCCCAAGCCAUUCUCUCGUGCAGCAUGACGCUUCCGGAGCCCGCGCUCGGAGCCACUAUCAGGUUCCGCCAAGGCAAUAUCCUUAUUGCACCGCCGAUCUACAGACCGAUGUCAUUCACCGUGCAGUGGUUCGAUAAACCGGGGAGCGGCAAGAUUGUCAAGGAGGAAAAGCGGUCGUUCGAGUACGUUGGCAGUGGGUGGCACUUCCAGGCCGACGAGGUAGCGAGAUGCGUGAGAGAGGGCAAGACGCAGAGCGACCUCUGGGGACACGAGAAAAGCCUCCUGGCGAUGCGGAUCUUUGAUGAGGUCCGUAAGCAAGGCGGCUAUACGCUCCCGGACGGUGUUGAACACGUCGUCUAAGCUGGGGCCGAUGCCCACGAACUUUGAUUAGCUUUGAGCUAAUCCUCAAGCGAGCGUGGUGCACAUCGUUGCGAUGUGGUCCUGCGAGUGCGUCGACCAGAAGACAUGUAUUGUAAGCGAUGAAUACAUACGACCAAACUUACUGCAUUCC
Molecule: messenger RNA, 1261 nt
Organism: Punctularia strigosozonata HHB-11173 SS5
Lineage: Eukaryota; Fungi; Basidiomycota; Agaricomycetes; Corticiales; Punctulariaceae
Product: NAD(P)-binding protein
Exons: 12
Coding region: 1-1110 (369 amino acids)
Molecular function (GO): nucleotide binding
Source: RefSeq, a predicted model, not a curated record